Molecule: messenger RNA, 2524 nt
Organism: Ricinus communis (castor bean)
Lineage: Eukaryota; Viridiplantae; Streptophyta; Magnoliopsida; Malpighiales; Euphorbiaceae
Product: protein LAZ1 homolog 1
Exons: 9
Coding region: 533-1987 (484 amino acids)
Biological process (GO): transport
Molecular function (GO): transporter activity
Source: RefSeq, a predicted model, not a curated record
UCACCACUGCCCGCAACACCUAAUCCAAAAUGACAAAAUCAAACCCAACUAACUAACAGUCCCUGGGGCCCAUAAUCAAAUCAAACAUUAAAAUCGACGGCUAAUAUCUCGCCUGUGAUUGUAAAAUUUGGGGUCUUAUCGUGGACAUUACCAUUUCCGAUUCUACAAGAAACUAACCCACUCUGGCAUGGUUUUGCCAACCGCCUAAGCAAAAAAUCAGUUCCCUUUUCUCUUUCCUUUUAUUUUCUCAUGAAAGUUUUAUCCAGAGUCGAGAAUUUCCCGGGAAAUUUUUUUGACCACCACCAGCUGGAAUUUCCAAUCAAAUUCUAAAUAAGACUGAUACCUGUUGACCGGUUGCUAGGCAUUGCUGUUAGGAAAGAUCAGUUGAAUAUAGUUAAAAACAGAUUGAAAUAAACCAGUCUGGGAGGAUACAAUAUGCUUCAUCAACGGUAGGACUUGCUUGAAGCAGCAUAAUCAAGCCAGCUAUUUCUAUUGACUUGUUAAAUAGUAUUUUACUAUAUGGUCCUGCUCCAUGGGAUGGACUGGAGCUUUUUGUUCUUUGUUUUUUCUUUUCACCCUAGUCGAGUCCACAAGGAGUUCAGGGAAAGUGUGGACAUUACAUCUAGAUGCAGAGUCUGUUGGAAACAUCAGCUGGCCAAUCUUCAGUGCUAGCAUAUUUGUACUUGUUGCGCUUUUCCUGUCCAUGUACCUCAUUUUUGAGCACUUAGCAGCUUACAAUCAGCCUGAGGAGCAAAAGUUUCUUAUUGGACUAAUUCUGAUGGUUCCUGUUUAUGCUCUUGAAUCGUUUUUAUCUUUGUUGGAUUCCAAUGCUGCAUUUAAUUGUGAAGCAAUUAGGGACUGUUAUGAAGCUUUUGCAUUGUAUUGCUUUGAGAGAUAUCUGAUAGCCUGCUUAGGUGGGGAGGAAAGUACAAUUGAGUUCAUGGAAAGUCAGACUGUAAUCACUUCUAGCAUGCCUCUUUUGGAGGAGUCAUAUGCAUAUGGAGUUGUAGAGCAUCCCUUUCCAUUGAAUUGGUUUCUGAGGGAUUGGCAACUUGGUCCUGACUUCUAUUAUGCUGUGAAAGUUGGCAUUGUGCAAUAUAUGAUAUUAAAGUUGAUUUGUGCACUCUUAGCAAUGAUUCUUGAGGCUUUUGGGGUUUAUGGAGAAGGAAAAUUCGAGUGGAAAUAUGGCUAUCCCUACCUGGCGAUUGUUCUUAAUUUCAGUCAAACCUGGGCCCUAUAUUGCCUUGUGCAGUUUUAUUCUGUCAUUAAAGACAAGUUAGCACCGAUUAAACCGUUGGCCAAGUUUCUGACUUUCAAGUCAAUUGUUUUCCUUACAUGGUGGCAAGGUGUUGCUGUUGCAUUUCUUUUCUCCAUGGGAGCCUUCAGAGGGCAUUUAGCUCAGGAGCUGAAAACACGUAUACAAGAUUACAUAAUCUGUAUAGAGAUGGGUAUUGCAGCUGUAGUGCAUCUAUACGUCUUCCCUGCUGUACCAUACAAGCGAGGGGAAAGAUGUGUUCGUAAUGUAGCUGUCAUGGCCGACUAUGCAUCUUUAGGAUCACCUCCUGAUCCGGAAGAGGUCCAGGAUUGUGAAAGAUAUAGCAGGAUAAAGCUAGCUCGUCAUGAUGAGAGAGAAAAGAGACUGAAUUUCCCCCAGAGUGUUCGGGAUGUGGUCCUUGGUAGCAGUGAAAUUAUUGUUGAUGACAUGAAGUAUACGGUGUCACACGUUGUGGAGCCAGUCGAAAGGGGAAUCGCAAAAAUAAACAGAACCUUCCAUCAGAUUUCGGAGAAUGUGAAACGCCAUGAAGAGCGAAGAAGGAGCUCUAAGGAUGACAAUUUUCUUGUCCCCUUGAAUUCCUGGUCGGGAGAAUUUUCUGAAGCUCAUGAUAACCUUCUAGAAGGGAGUGUCAGUGACAGCGGUAUGUCUAAUAGUAAGAGACAUCCACAUCAAUCCAAAGCCACUGUAUCAAGGUCAAGAACAGGCAGAUAAUGUUUGAAGCUGUGAAUUUGGAUUUACAAUUCAAAUGGCAAUUUCAAUUCAUCAUCGACUUCAAACAACAUCAAUGCUUGUUGGUGAGUGUUAAUAUAUCCACUAUUUUCUUAGUCCAGUUCUUCGCAGAUCAUAUUUUGUUUCGAGGGUGAGGAACUUGGGGACACUCUGAACCUAUGAUAUUUUCUAACUGAGAAAAAUGCACAGAGAAGAUACUUACAGACACUAUCAUUAAUGAAAAGCCCUCAUUCGAGUUUCGGCAAGAGUUCAAUAAGAAUAUGUACAUAUGUUUUAGAUUUUAGUUAAAUUGUUUACUCCUGAAAUUUGAGAAAAACAUUCCCAUUGUAAAAUGAAAACUACCAUUGUACAUGGAAUUUCAUCUUAUGAAUGAAAUUCUACCAUUUGAUGUUUUGCAGUUGAGAUGUUUUAACUUCGAAUAAGAUGAAUAGGCAAAGGAGUAAUUGAUUGUAAGAGAGUAUAUUUUAACUUCGAAUGAAAUUCUACAAUCUCUUAAAGAGGUUGCUUUGGACGAGUCAA